AUGAAUGCUCACGACAGCUGGAAACCAGAGAGCUUACUACUGGAAGCGCAACCGAAGGCCAUGGAUCACUGCCUUGUCGUGCUAAAAGUUAUCGUUGUCCUUUUUUUAGCAAUUGGUAGCGGACAAUUGGGAGAGGAGAAGAAAGUCGAAGUUAAGAUGUCAGACCGACGAAUGAAAUUCCCUUACACAUUUUCUGCGAAGAUAGCACAAUUUCCAUUGCGGUUCUAUCUUAAGAAUCAGUGGGUCUGGAGAUACUACUUCAUAAGUCUUGUUGCAUGUUCGCCAGUAUUCAUUGCUAUCAGCAGAUUAGCUAAUUCACCAGGAAACAAAGCAAAGUGGGCCGAGAUGAAGAGGAAGGAGCUAGCUGAACAUCAUCAUUAGUGUAGUUGAAUUUGUUAAUGUUGUAGAAUGCUACUUGUACAAUAAAGGUUCUGUUUCACUAUGUA
Schistocerca nitens (vagrant locust) is the source of this 446-nucleotide messenger RNA. RefSeq lists its product as uncharacterized. The record is from RefSeq and is a predicted model, not a curated record. The coding region runs from base 1 to 381 and encodes 126 amino acids. The transcript is spliced from 3 exons. NCBI's taxonomy places the organism in Eukaryota, Metazoa, Arthropoda, Insecta, Orthoptera, Acrididae.